Molecule: messenger RNA, 4007 nt
Organism: Nomia melanderi (Alkali bee)
Lineage: Eukaryota; Metazoa; Arthropoda; Insecta; Hymenoptera; Halictidae
Product: BAG family molecular chaperone regulator 2
Biological process (GO): protein stabilization
Molecular function (GO): protein-folding chaperone binding; adenyl-nucleotide exchange factor activity
Source: RefSeq, a predicted model, not a curated record
UCGAAGAAGAUCUAAUAUUAUAAUGAUCAUAAAUAAAUAUGGUUUAACUUGUUUAAUUGCAUACGCGACGUUGGAAAUCUCAGCGAAUUCCCUUGUUCCUGUUAAUCUUGCGAUACGAAGAAAACGAAAGAAUCGCAACGGAAAUACUGUUUAAAUUUGGCGGCAAGUGGACUGAUAAUUCUACAUAGGUAUCAGUCACGUACGCGCACACAGAGAACACGGGCAUUCGUUGGUGUGGGUUUAGUCGUCAGUCAUUUUUCUGUAUCACGAUUACUAGUAGGCACAGUGUGCGCAAAGGAUUCCGACGACAGGAAUAAAUUCAGGAUCAACGCGUUUCCGUUCGGCUUCCUGUGUAAACAGAAUUGUUAGUUCUGUAAUCGUGUAACGUGGCGAGUUGGUUUGCCGCAGAGUAACUUUGAGAAUUUUGUAACAAAUGGAUACCCCGUUACCACAUAUCUUAGAAAGUGCUGAUUGUGACGGUUCAGGUAAACCGAAAGAGAGGUUAGUCAGUCUUCUCGAUCAGAUCGAAGUGCACGUAGAACAACUGAGAAAAGAUGCCUGGCGCCUCGAGGAAGAGAAAGACACUCUCUUGACUACCCUAGAUACGCUCAGAAACAAUGAAAUUUUGACCGUAUUAGAAGAAAAUGACAGAGACGAAGUUAUAAGGUAUGCAGAGAGAUUGUCCAUGAGAUGUUUAUCGGUCGAUGUUUUGGUGAGAAUUCAACGAGAUCAUAUUCAGCAGGAAGCGUUACAUCAGGUAAAUGGUUUGAUUGAUAAUUUAAUAAUUAGUCUUCGAGAUGAUCCAGCUAUGACGCGACAACGUUGCACGUCCUUCAUGAAUGCUUGUACCAGUUCGCAUGGCUGUGAUUUGUCAGAUAAGAACUUUGAAACUGCUAUUCUUGGAUGUACCAUGGAGGAUCAGAAACGAGUAAAGAAGAGACUGCAGGGCUUGUUGGAUUACAUUGAUAAAAUGCAUACGAUUCAGCUACUAUGAAGACACACUUUGAGCAAUACAUUUUAAAAUAGCAGCAGAUAAGUUACUCCUGAAGCGAACAAUUAAGCUAUAUUAGUUGUUCUACCGGAGAUUCGAUGAAACUGAAAGCUAAUUAAACCAGGGUGCUUAUUUGAAAUUCAAUGGUGGUGUUGUACGGUAAAUAUAGAGAAAGGUAUUACACGUAACAAACGAUUAUAUUAUCUUCUCUAUGUAUACCAUGAUUUUCUAUAACUCACCAUUGCGCAACUAAGCUUCUGUCCACUUUAUAUUUGUAUUUGCGCAUCAUAGUGGAGUGUAGUAACAAAAUUACUAUAAAAUUUUAUGAAUAUUUUGAUAUUUGUUUGGAAAAUUUGCAAUGAACAAUUCUAAUAUUAUCAUUGAUGGAACUAUAACAAAGUGAACAGCCUUCUUAGAAACUUAAUACAGUACAACAUGUGUGUACAAAGCAUAAUGUUUUACGUCGAGGUGACUUUAAUGAUUUGGUAUUAGUAAAUCAAAGUAUAUUUUUAUGACCUUUUUUCAAUUCUAAAACACAAGAACACACGCAUUAUUAGAAUUGCGCUCAAUUUGAUCUUUGUGUGGAUAUGAUAAAUAUGUGACUGCUGGUUAGUCAUAUUAACAUGCCCUCAAUGUAAUAACAAUUAUUCCUGAUUACGUAAAAUUAUAGUGCUUCCUAUAAUUCAGAGCACUGGUAAAACUAUUUGAGGAAACCGAAUAUAAUUUCUAUAUUCCGAAUCUAGCUUUGAACUUGUUCGUAUUUUAAUAAAUUCCAUGAUAUGUUUCUACUUGCUUACUUACUUACUUACUUACUUACUUACUUACUUACAUACUUACUUACAUACUUACUUACUUACUUACUUACUUACUUACUGUGGUACUGUAGAUGAAACAAUUAAAUUGAAUAAUUUACUACAUAUUAAAAUUAUUAAGAAAACGGAUAAGGAUUCUAUGUACGAUCUGGCAUAAUUUUAAGAGAACAUUUAGUUUAUGCGAAAAAUCCAUUUCUUUUUUCUGUUUCCUUUCCUCUUGUUUCUUUUUUCUUUUUUCUUUUAUACCGUGUACCUAAAUAGUUUUAUUGUUAGCAAUGGUGCCAGACCAUAUUAUUCAUAUAAUCUUUAUUCACUUAUUUUUAUAAUUCUAAAUAAUGUAUACUUUAUGCAUGGUACAUUCGUUCAAUUUUACUAUAAGUUUCAAGUUCAGAAUUAGCGUGCAAUACAUUUUCGUAUGUGAUACAAAUAAAAGAAAUAAAGCAUUGUUUAUAACUAAAACAGGAUAGCAUUUAUUAAAGUUUGCAGAACUUGUUUACUUUGUGCUCUUCGAGGUGUCGAUUGAAACAGAUUGUUAAAAAAAAAGCCGUAACAUUUAGUUUUUAUUUAUUUCUCGUUGUCACCGUUGAACGAAAGAUUGGUUUCCAACAACGCGUGUCUCUUUUUCUUAUUAUGUAGAAUAUUUGGUUAGCCAGUACAUUGAUAUCUGUUUACAUAUAAAUUAACGUCUAUAAAAAAUGAAAACGAUUUAAAAGAUCUUUUAAUGUGAAAGAUAUUUUUAGCAAAAACAUUACCACGUAAUAUAUUACGUAUUACCUAGAUUGAUCGCUUAUUACAAUUAUAUUGACUGUAUGUGCAUAAAAAGAGUAAGAACACUAUACUCCUCCUGAUAAACGUUCGCCUUUCACACGUACAAGUAAUACGUUUAUUCGAAUACGAAAUGUCUCUGAAGAAAAAUACUUGAAUUUAAACGAUUAUGUGCUUCAAGUGGAAGUGGGAAUUAACCUUAGAAAUAUUUACACAGUGCAUUUAUUAUAAUAGCAUCGGUGAAUUAAAAGGAAUUCAAUAAAAACGAUCCAUGUAUAAAAAUGCGUAAGAUUCUUUGCAUGUAAAAUCUCAUUCUUCUAAUUCUAUGUAAAUGUUCUAAAUUCGCAGCUCCGUUGUUGCUUUUAGGCGAGUACUCGCGCGAGUCGCGUUACGUUGAAAUCUCUCGAAGAGAAUCGAAUGUCCGAGCUUAAUUAAAGAAAUGCAGCAUACCUAAUUGAGUUAUACCUACUUACACGAUCAAUCGUAAAUCGUUGAACCGAUUACCAACACGAUAUACGUAGGUUUAUAUCCAUCUCUCAUAAAUAUGAAUAUAUAUAUAUAUGAUAUAUAUAUAUAUAUAUAUAUCAGUCUGUACAUGGUUAAAGAUUAAUUCAGCUUCAGUAAACAGCUUUUCACGUAUUUAUCCACGCAAAGACUAAAGUAGCCUACAGGCGUUUUUCACAAAAUUCCUCUUCUUGUGGUUUUUCGCCUUGGCUCCUGGCCGCAAAACGAUUGUACCGUUCCCCGUACUUCGACCACACGUGGAUCCGUUCGGACUAAAAGCACCUAUAACGACACAUAGAAAUAUCUAUAUAUUUUCAUAACUUUAAGAGGACAAAUAAAGGAUUGUUUUCCAGUUGAUAGUACAAUUUGUUGCAUCGGUUCCAUCGAUCACGGGGGAAGAACCUGUCUCUCCUCUUUGGAACGGAUACGCUGGGAGGAAAGGAUGUAACGAUAUUUCUUACACUCGUCUUUUGCAGCCGACCGAUUAAUAUUUUCCACGUAAACGAUUCUCACCAGUGUGUCUAUCAUGAUAAUUGAUCGGAACGUUACGAUACCAAUGAUAAUAUUGUAAUAUUAACAACUGACUAGACCUUUUUGAACAGCUACUUAUACGCGAUGCAACAACGAUAGUCGGUACAGGACAGAUCGUUUCUGUAGUAUUCAUAUUAUACGCAUUAUCACGUAUAACGGAUAUAAGUUUCCAUGAAAAACUAUGGGACCCUAACUUCCUUUCUGACGAGUACUAAUUGUGAUAGGCUAGGGAGAGCAUUGAAGACGGAGAGUGGGGGAAGGUCCCAAAGCUUCGGUGUUUGGUCUCUAGUAGCGGGUAAUGUAAACGACCGUUUACACCGAGUAGACUACCUGUAUAGAUUGUAAACGUUUAGCCAGUUAUUUGUAUAAUUUUUGUUUUUCAAUAAAACGGUACUUGGACACGA